AUGACUUCCACUUCCUGGUUCACUCCUUUCGGUGUCACACUCGUUCUCGGCUCUCUCAACCGGCCUCCAGAGAACACGUCCCGGGGCUCACAGGCGCCACCGGUUGUGGUGAUGGGAGAACGGGAUGGAAUACCAUUUCCGGCGCUGCCGCCAGGAAUCCUGGGAGAUAAGUGUUAUGAACAGAAGCAGUACAAAAAUGGCCUCAAGUUUUGCAAGAUGAUUCUUUCGAACCCAAAAUUUGCUGAACAUGGAGAGACUUUGGCUAUGAAAGGAUUAACACUGAACUGUUUAGGAAGGAAAGAAGAAGCCUAUGAAUUUGUUCGUAAAGGUCUCCGCAAUGAUGUCAAGAGUCAUGUCUGUUGGCAUGUAUAUGGACUCCUGCAACGUUCUGAUAAGAAAUAUGAUGAAGCUAUUAAGUGUUACCGAAAUGCUCUCAAGUUAGAUAAAGAUAAUCUGCAAAUUCUGAGGGAUCUCUCCUUGUUGCAGAUUCAAAUGAGAGACCUCGAAGGUUACCGAGUAAGUAGUCUGAAAAUGAGAAGUUUAUACAGUAGAUACAAUUUAAAAACACUUGAAUUUAGAAUGAAGUUAGUUCCCCCUAACAAAAUAGACUAUGAAUAUAGCGAACUUAUAUUGUAUCAAAAUCAAGUGAUGAGAGAGGCAGAUCUGUUUCAGGAAUCACUGGACCAUAUAGAAGCUUAUGGGAAACAAAUAUGUGAUAAACUUUUGGUGGAUGAAAUUAAAGGGGAAAUGCUGUUGAAAUUAGGACGAUUGAAAGAAGCCAGUGAAGUGUUCAAAAACUUGAUCGACCGGAAUGCAGAAAACUGGUAUUAUUAUGAAGGCUUGGAGAAAGCUCUACAACUUAGUUCCUUAGGACCUUUUCUUCCCCAUGGUACUUUAGAAGAGCGGAUUCAAGUCUAUGAAGAAAUUAGUAAGCAGCAUCCCAGAGCAAUAUCACCUAGAAGAUUGCCUUUGAAUCUCGUUCCAGGUGAAAAAUUUAGAGAACUAAUGGAUAAGUUCCUGAGGGUUAACUUCAGCAAAGGCUGCCCACCUUUAUUUACCACUUUGAAAUCUUUAUAUUACAAUACAGAAAAGGUUUCUAUAAUCCAGGAACUUGUUAUUAAUUAUGAAGCCUCUCUUAAGACGUGUGAAUUUUUUAACUCUUAUGAGAAUGGUGAAAGAGAACCCCCAACAACACUGCUCUGGGUUCGCUAUUUCCUGGCCCAACACUUUGAUAAGCUUGGGCAAUAUUCUUUGGCUCUGGAUUAUACUAAUGUUGCAAUUGCUAGUACUCCAACUCUAAUUGAGUUAUUCUAUAUAAAAGCAAGAAUUUACAAGCAUAUAGGUAAUCUUAAAGAAGCUGCAAAGUGGAUGGAUGAAGCACAGUCUUUGGACACAGCUGAUAGAUUCAUUAAUUCUAAAUGUGCAAAAUAUCUGCUUCGAGCAAAUAUGGUAAAAGAAGCAGAGGAAAUGUGCUCCAAGUUCACAAGGGAAGGAACAUCUGCCAUGGACAAUCUCAAUGAAAUGCAGUGUAUGUGGUUUCAGACAGAAUGUAUUUCAGCUUAUCAGCGUUUGGGGAAAUAUGGAGAUGCCCUGAAAAAAUGCCAUGAAGUAGAAAGGCAUUUUUUUGAGAUAACUGAUGAUCAAUUUGACUUCCAUACGUACUGCAUGAGAAAAAUGACCCUUCGUGCCUAUGUUGACCUAUUGAGGUUAGAAGAUAUUCUCAGAAGACAUGCCUUCUAUUUCAAGGCUGCUAGAUCAGCAAUUGAAAUAUACUUGAAAUUGUAUGAUAAUCCUCUAACCAACGAAAACAAACAACAAGAAAUAAACUCAGAAAACCUGUCUGCCAAAGAAUUGAAGAAAAUGCUUAGCAAGCAGAGAAGAGCUCAGAAAAAGGCUAAGCUGGAAGAAGAGAGAAAGCAUGCAGAAAGGGAGCGGCAACAGAAAAACCCAAAGAAAAAAAGAGACGAAGAAGAGGAAGAAGCCACUGGUCUCAAGGAAGAAUUUAUACCUGAAAGAUUAGAAAGGGUAGAAAAUCCACUAGAAGAAGCGAUCAAAUUCCUUAUACCUCUUAAGAACCUUGUUGCUGAUAAUAUUGACACUCAUCUAUUAGCAUUUGAAAUAUAUUUUAGAAAAGGAAAGUUUCUGUUGAUGCUACAGUCUGUCAAACGAGCUUUUGCCAUAAACAGUAAUAACCCAUGGCUACAUGAAUGUUUGAUUAAGUUUUCUAAAUCUGUGUCUAAUCAUAGUAACCUUCCAGACAUUGUUAAUCAAGUUCUCUCUCAAGAAAUGCAGAAAAUAUUUGUCAACAAGGAUUUGGAAAGUUUCAAUGAGGAUUUUCUCAAACAUAAUGCUACCUCUCUUCAGCAUCUACUUUCAGGUGCUAAAAUGAUGUAUUUUCUGGAUAAGUCAAGGCAAGAGAAAGCAAUUGCUAUUGCUACCAGGCUGGAUGAAACUAUAAAAGAUAAAAACGUAAAGAUUUUGACCAAGGUGUCUGAGGCCCUGCUGGACGGCAGCCUUGGGAAGUGCCGCCCCCAGUACGAAGAGUACCGAGCGGCCUGUCACCGACGGUUUCCUCUGACGCCGGCCUUCCUGCCUGCCGCCAGCCAGGCCGACAGUCUGAGCGCAGCGCUCAACCACACAGCUGUUCGCUAUGAUGUUUUGGCAAAUGAAAUGUGAAGCCUAACGGAAGGUUGCUCUUCCAGACCCGAGGCAGAAUUCCAGAAGUCAGGAUUUCUUUUUCCAGGGUGCAUUCUGAUAUAGAUAGAAAUAGUUGGAUAAAAAUUUUCAACGGAGUGUUCUGUAAGCUUGUUUUAUUCUUUACCCGACCCUGUUGGUGUCUGUAAACGUCUGUUAAAAUCCCCGAUUUCUACCCUGUAUGGUUUUACCCUACGUUUCCAAAUGGCAAACACUGCAGUAGGUGCUGUCACGUCUAUAAAUGUAUUGAUUUCUUAUUAAGAUAAGUUAUAUGCUGUGCCACGAUAUUGUUUUCUUUGGAGCCUGGGUUUCAGGAUACAUGAUUUGAUCCCUUGUCUUACUGUUUUGUUUGAUUGCUUGUAGUUGCUUGCUUUUUACUUAAAGUCCAUUAGUUUUAAGUUGUUAACUGUGUGUUAAAAACAAUCUAGAACGCAUCAUGGCAGAUGAUUGAGGUUUAUUUAAAAUUUAAAGUGCCCACUUUUCUGCCUUAAUUUGUCAUGAUGUACCACUUCCUUGUAGCCUCCGUCCCAGCGGUACUUUCUGGGUGACCCCGGGUUAGGGUUGGUUUUACCUCUCAAUCAUGGAACUUAACUGGCAGGUAGAUGUAUUGCCGUGCUCUAAAUAGCUUUUCAGUCUCACAGGCAGGAAUUAUGCUCUCUUAACUAAGCUGCUCUGAGUGUUAGCAGGUAGUUUAUGUCUGAGGGUUGUACUUCAAGGUAGCAGAAGAGGCCGAAUGUAAAAGAUAGUGAAACAAGCAUCUUACUCUGAACAGCCAUGCAUCUCUAUACUCCUCAGCAAAACGAGAGUUUACACUAUCGUUAACUACUAAAAGAUAGUAUUGUUGAACAAUGAUUUUUAUGUUUGCUGGGGGGUGGGGGGGGACUAGCUUUUUGUCCUGUCUUAUACAGAAAACAGCAAUGGAAUCAUUGAAUAUGUUUGUGUUUCAUUCAAAACUAUGUAAAUAUGUCCAAUAUUAAUGCUUCCCUUUGUGGCAAUAUAAAUUCAAAAAGGGAGAUUCUAUUUAGACAAAAAAUUCUAAUUAAAGUGAUUUUCCAUCACCCUAAUCUAUUGGACUCUUAAUUGUUGAAUUUCACUGUAUAUAUAAUGCCAACCUAUAUGAUGUAAUAAAUUAUUUUGUACACAGUU
Molecule: messenger RNA, 3840 nt
Organism: Echinops telfairi (small Madagascar hedgehog)
Lineage: Eukaryota; Metazoa; Chordata; Mammalia; Afrosoricida; Tenrecidae
Gene: NAA16
Product: N-alpha-acetyltransferase 16, NatA auxiliary subunit
Exons: 20
Coding region: 1-2676 (891 amino acids)
Biological process (GO): N-terminal peptidyl-methionine acetylation
Cellular component (GO): cytoplasm; NatA complex
Molecular function (GO): protein binding; protein-N-terminal amino-acid acetyltransferase activity
Source: RefSeq, a predicted model, not a curated record